Brienomyrus brachyistius is the source of this 6962-nucleotide messenger RNA. RefSeq names its product mucin-2-like. The record is from RefSeq and is a predicted model, not a curated record. Bases 67 to 6195 code for a protein of 2042 amino acids. Gene Ontology annotation, cellular component: nucleus; cytosol. Gene Ontology annotation, biological process: protein deubiquitination. NCBI's taxonomy places the organism in Eukaryota, Metazoa, Chordata, Actinopteri, Osteoglossiformes, Mormyridae. The transcript has 12 exons. Gene Ontology annotation, molecular function: cysteine-type deubiquitinase activity; cysteine-type endopeptidase activity.
GCAAAGAAAGGGAAAUCUAAAUCACCUUUGAAAGAUAUAUCAAAGAAAAAUAAAACUUGUAGCAGCAUGCCUGAUUACUCCAACCGCCUAGGCAGCAGUGUAGACCCCGAAGACCCAACCAAUAAAGCUGAAAAACGUUAUUAUGGGCUGCAUAACCUGGGGGCCACCAGCUACUUAAAUGCAGUGCUGCAGACACUCUUCAUGACCAAGCAAUUCAGGGAGGCUGUGGAGAGCUUAAAAUCAGGUACAACUUUUGAAAAUCAUUUAAAGAAGUUGUUUCAAAAGUUACAAACAGGCAACGCAUAUGUGGAAAAUGCGCUUCUAAGAAAGCUUGACAUCGCAAAUUAUAAUGUACAAGAAGAUGCUGCAGAAUACUUUCAGAAGAUUGUGAGCUUAUGCAACAUUACCAAGAUCUACCAUGUCGAACUUAAAAAUUAUACCAAGUGCAUGAAGUGCAAACAUGAAAGUGAGCCAGAAUGCACCUCAUGUGUGAUUCUACCGCUGGCUAUUGAAUCACAUCGAAGCUUCAAAGUGAUGGAUGGUUGGAAUCAGUUCUUCACGUCCUCAGUUCUGAAUGGUGAUAAUCAGCUAUACUGUGACGCUUGUGAUGAGAAGACAGACACAGAAACAGUUUGUGAAUUAGUGAGGUACCCUGAGGUCUUAACCUUACAACUCAAGAGGUUUUACUUUGACUACAACUACAUGAUGUAUAUGAAAAGCAACUGCACAGUGGAAAUCCCCGUCGAACUAGAUGUCACUCGGGAGCUCUAUACGCUCUAUGCUAUAAUCGAACAUAGAGGUUCUGUGAAAUCUGGACAUUAUUACACCAUCAUCAAGUCAUUUGAGGAUGGAAAUUGGUACCAUUUUGAUGACAGCUGUGUCUAUCAAUGUGACCCCAAGAUUAAUGAUGAGAACAUCAUCAAGUCUGAACAUGCCUAUAUGCUGAUGUACACAAGAUGUCUACCUGUUGCCGCUGCCUCUCCAGAUCCUUACCCAGGGCAGGUCACUGAUCAUUCAAAACCUCCAGAUCCCUGCCCAGGGGAGGUCACCGGCCAUUACAAGCCUCCAGAUGGAUGCUCAAGGGAGGUCACCACCCAUUCUCAGCCUCCGGAUCCCUGCCCAGCGGAGGUCACUGCCCAUUUCAAGCUUCCAAAUCCCUACCCAGGGGAGGCCAUCACUGACAGGUCUCCAGAUCCCUGCCCAGGGGAGCGCACCACCCAUUUUCAGCCUCCAGAUGCUUGCCCAGAGAAAGUAGCCACCUGUUCUAAGCCUCCGAAUCCCUGCUCAACAGAAGUCACCGCCCAUACCAAGCCUCCAGAUGUAUGCCCAGGGGAGGUCACUGCCCAUUUCAAGCCUCCAAAUCUCUACCCAGGGGAGGUCACUGCUCAUUUCAAGCCUCCAAAUCUCUACCCAGGGGAGGUCACCACCCAUUCUCACCCUCCAGAUCCCUGCCUAGGGAAGGUAUCCACCUGUUACAAGCCUCUGGAUCCUUGCCCAGGAGAGGCCACCACCUGUUCCCUGACACUGGAUCCCUGCCCAGGGAUGGUCGCCACCUAUUCCAAGACUCCAGAUUCCUGCCCAGGAGAGACCAUCACCGCCAGGUCUCCAGAUCCCUGCCCAGGGAUGGUUGCCACCUGUUCCAAGACUCCAGAUCCAUGCCCAGGGGAGGUCAUCGCCCAUUCCAAGCCACAGGAUCCCUGCCCAGGGCAGGACAUCAAUGCCAGAUCUCCUAAUCCCUGCACGGGGGGAGUCACCGCCCAUCCUAUGCCUUCAGAUGUAUGUACUGGGAAGGUCACCACCUUUUCCAAGACUGCGGAUCCCUGUCCAGCGGAGGCCAUCGCUACCAGAUCUCCAGAUCCCUGCCCAGGAGAGGCCAUCACCUGUUCCCUGACUCUGGAUCCCUGCCCAGGGGUGCACAUUGCCACCAGAUCUCCAGAUCCCUGCCCAGGGGAUGUCACCACCCAUUCCAAGCUUCAGGAUCCCUGCCCUGGGCUGGCCAUCACCACCAGGUCUCCUGAUCUCUGUCCAGUGGGGGUCACCACCCAUUCUAUGCCUUCAGAUGCAUAUCCUGGGAAGGUCACCAGCUGUUCCAAGACUCCGGAUCCCUGCCCAGGGGAGGUAUCUACCUAUUCCAAGCUUAUGGAUCCCUGCUCAGGGCAGGCCAUCACUGCCAGGUCUCCAGAUCCCUGCCCAGGGGAGGUCACUGCGCAUUCUAUGGCUUCAGAUGCCUGCCCAGGGCAGGUCACCGCCCAUUCCAAGCCUACAGAUGCAUUCCCAAGGGGGGUCACUGCCCAUUUCAAGCCUCCAGAUCCCUGCUCAAAGGAGGUCACCACCUGGUCCAAGCCUCUGGAUCCCUGCCCAGGGGAGGACAUUGCCAUCAAAUCUCCAGAUCCCUGCCCAGCGGAGGUCACUGCCCAUUUCAAGCUUCCAAAUCCCUACCCAGGGGAGGCCAUCACUGACAGGUCUCCAGAUCCCUGCCCAGGGGAGGUCACUGCGCAUUCUAUGGCUUCAGAUGCCUGCCCAGGGCAGGUCACCGCCCAUUCCAAGCCUACAGAUGCAUUCCCAAGGGGGGUCACUGCCCAUUUCAAGCCUCCAGAUCCCUGCUCAAAGGAGGUCACCACCUGGUCCAAGCCUCUGGAUCCCUGCCCAGGGGAGGACAUUGCCAUCAAAUCUCCGGACCCCUGCCCAGCGGAGGUCACUGCCCAUUUCAAGCUUCCAAAUCCCUACCCAGGGGAGGCCAUCACUGACAGGUCUCCAGAUCCCUGCCCAGGGGAGCGCACCACCCAUUUUCAGCCUCCAGAUGCUUGCCCAGAGAAAGUAGCCACCUGUUCUAAGCCUCCGAAUCCCUGCUCAACAGAAGUCACCACCCAUACCAAGCCUCCAGAUGUAUGCCCAGGGGAGGUCACUGCCCAUUUCAAGCCUCCAAAUCUCUACCCAGGGGAGGUCACUGCUCAUUUCAAGCCUCCAAAUCUCUACCCAGGGGAGGUCACCACCCAUUCUCACCCUCCAGAUCCCUGCCUAGGGAAGGUAUCCACCUGUUACAAGCCUCUGGAUCCUUGCCCAGGAGAGGCCACCACCUGUUCCCUGACACUGGAUCCCUGCCCAGGGAUGGUCGCCACCUGGUCCAAGACUCCAGAUCCCUGCCCAGGGAUGGUCGCCACCUAUUCCAAGACUUCAGAUUCCUGCCCAGGAGAGACCAUCACCGCCAGGUCUCCAGAUCCCUGCCCAGGGAUGGUUGCCACCUGUUCCAAGACUCCAGAUCCAUGCCCAGGGGAGGUCAUCGCCCAUUUCAAGCCACAGGAUCCCUGCCCAGGGCAGGACAUCAAUGCCAGAUCUCCUAAUCCCUGCACGGGGGGAGUCACCGCCCAUCCUAUGCCUUCAGAUGUAUGUACUGGGAAGGUCACCACCUGUUCCAAGACUGCGGAUCCCUGUCCAGCGGAGGCCAUCGCUACCAGAUCUCCAGAUCCCUGCCCAGGAGAGGCCAUCACCUGUUCCCUGACUCUGGAUCCCUGCCCAGGGGUGCACAUUGCCACCAGAUCUCCAGAUCCCUGCCCAGGGGAUGUCACCACCCAUUCCAAGCUUCAGGAUCCCUGCCCUGGGCUGGCUAUCACCACCAGGUCUCCUGAUCUCUGUCCAGUGGGGGUCACCACCCAUUCUAUGCCUUCAGAUGCAUGUCCAGGGAAGGUCAUCACCUGUUCCAAGCCUCCAGAUCCCUGCCCAGAAAUGAUCGCCACCUGGUCCAUGACUCCAGAUUCCCACCCAGGAGAGACCAUCACUGCCAGGUCUCCAGAUCCCUGCCCAGGGGAGGACAUUGCCAGCAGAUCUCCAGAUCCCUGCCCAGGAGACGUCACCACCCAUUCAAAGCUUCAGCAUCCCUGCCCUGGGCAGGCCAUCACCACCAGGUCUCCUGAUCUCUGUCCAGUGGGGGUCACCACCCAUUCUAUGCCUUCAGAUGCAUAUCCUGGGAAGGUCACCAGCUGUUCCAAGACUCCGGAUCCCUGCCCAGGGGAGGUAUCUACCUAUUCCAAGCUUAUGUAUCCCUGCUCAGGGCAGGCCAUCACUGCCAGGUCUCCAGAUCCCUGCCCAGGGGAGGUCACUGCGCAUUCUAUGGCUUCAGAUGCCUGCCCAGGGCAGGUCACCGCCCAUUCCAAGCCUACAGAUGCAUUCCCAAGAGAAGUCACUGCCCAUUUCAAGCCUCCAAAUGCCUGUUCAGAGGAGGUCACCACCUGGUCCAAGCCUCUGGAUCCCUGCCCAGGGGAAGACAUUGCCACCAGAUCUCCAGAUCCCUGCACAGGGGGAGUCACCGCCCACCCUAUGCCUUCAGAAGUAUGUACAGGGAAGGUCACCACCUGUUCCAAGACUGCGGAUCCCUGUCCAGCGGAGGCCAUUGCUACCAGAUCUCCAGAUCCCUGCCCAGGAGAGGCCACCACCUGUUCCCUGACUCUGGAUCCCUGCCCAGGGGUGCACAUUGCUACCAGAUCUCCAGAUCCCUGCCCAGGGGAUGUCACCACCCAUUCCAAGCUUCAGGAUCCCUGCCCUGGGCUGGCCAUCACCACCAGGUCUCCAGAUCCCUGCCCAGGGGAGGUUACCACCCAUUUCAAGCCAAUGGAUACCGGCCCAGGGCAGGCCAUCACCGCCAUAUCUCCUAAUCCCUGCACGGGGGGAGUCACCGCCCAUCCUAUGCCUUCAGAUGUAUGCCCAGGAAAGGUCACCAGCUGUUCCAAGACUCUGGAUCCCUGCCCAGGGGUGCACAUUACCACCAGAUCUCCAGAUCCCUGCCCAGGGGAAGUCACCACCCAUUCCAAGCUACAGGAUCCCUGCCCUGGGCAGGCCAUCACCACCAGUUCUCCUGAUCCCUGCCCAGCGGGGGUCACUGUCCAUUCUAUGCCUUCAUAUGCAUGUCCUGGGAAGGUCAUUACCUGUUCCAAGCCUCCAGAUCCCUGCCCAGGGAUGGUCACCACCUGUUCCAAGACCCCAGAUUCCUGUCCAGGGGAGGUAUCCACCUGUUCCAAGCCUCUGGAAAACUGCCUAGGGGAGGACAUUGGUACCAGAUCUCCAGAUCCCUGCCCAGGGGAUGUCAACACCCAUUCAAAGCUUCAGCAUCCCUGCCCUGGGCUGGCCAUCACCACCAGGUCUCCUGAUCCCUGUCCAGUGGGGGUCACCGCCCAUUUUAUGCCUUCAGAUGCAUGUCCAGGGAAGGUCAUCACCUGUUCCAAGCCUCCAGAUCCCUGCCCAGAAAUGAUCGCCACCUGGUCCAUGACUCCAGAUUCCCACCCAGGAGAGACCAUCACUGCCAGGUCUCCAGAUCCCUGCCCAGGGGAGGACAUUGCCACCAGAUCUCCAGAUCCCUGCCCAGGAGAUGUCACCACCCAUUCAAAGCUUCAGCAUCCCUGCCCUGGGCAGGCCAUCACCACCAGGUCUCCUGAUCUCUGUCCAGUCGGGGUCACCACCCAUUCCAAGACUUCAGAUGCAUAUCCUGGGAAGGUCACCAGCUGUUCCAAGACUCCGGAUCCCUGCCCAGGGGAGGUAUCUACCUAUUCCAAGCUUAUGGAUCCCUGCUCAGGGCAGGCCAUCACUGCCGGGUCUCCAGAUCCCUUUCCAGGGGAGGUCACUGCCCAUUCCAAGUCUUCAGAUGCCUGCCCAGGAGAGGUUACCACCCAUUCCAAACCUCCAGAUCCCUGCCCAGGGAAGGUCACCACCCAUUCUCCGCUUCCAGAUUCCUGCCCAGGGGAGGUCAUUACUGCCACAUUUCUAGAUCCCUGCCCAGGGGAGGUCACUGCCCAUUCUAUGGCUUCAGAUCCCUGCCCAGGAGAGGCCACAACCUGUUCGCUGACUCUGGAUCCCUGCCUAGGAGAGGCCAUCACCGCCAGGUCUCUGAAUCCCUGCCCAGGGAAGGUCUCCACCUAUUCUCACCCUCCAGAUCCCUGCACAGGGAAGGUCUCCACCCACUCCAAGCCUCUGGAUCCCUGCCCAGUGGAGGUCACCACCCAUUCUCAGCCUUCACAUCCCUGCCUAGGGGAGGUCACCACCUGUUCUGAGCCAAAAGACUCCUGCCUAGGGGGGGAUACUGCUGCAUCUUUAGAUCCCAGGCCUGGGGCGGGACACAAGCGCAACUCAAAAUCCUGCUUCAGACUUUUCCGCCGAAAGAAAGCCUCCAAACCCAAGUCUGCGAAAUGCAGGUGCUGCAUCUCCUAAUACAUGUCCAGGGAAGGUCACCACCUAUUCCAAGCCCCCAAAUGCUUGCCAAAGGGAGGUCUUCCUCCAUUUCAAGCCUCCAGAUCCCUGCCCAGAAAAGGUCACCAUCCAUUCUCAGCCUCCAGAACCCUGCCCAGGGAAGGAUGCCACCUGUUCAGUGCAUCCGGAUCCCUGCCCAGAGGAGGUCAUUGCUGCCACAUCUCCAGAUCCCUACUCCGGGGAGGUCACGACCCAUUCCAAGACUCUAGAUGCCUGCCCAGUGGAGGUCACCGCUCAAUCCAAGCCUCUGGAUCCCUGCCCAGGACAGGACAUCGGUGCCAGGUCUCCCAAUCCCAAGGGAGGUCAUCACCAAUUCUCAGGCUCCGGAUCCAUACCCAGGGAAGGUCACCACCUGUUCCAAGCCUCCGGAUCCCUGACCAGGGAAGUUCACCACCCAUUCUCAGCUUCCAGAUCCCUGCCCAGGGCAUGCCAUCGCAACCAGGUUUCUAGAUCCUUCCCCUGGGGAGGUCACCACCUGUUAUGAGCCUCCAGGUCCCUACCCAGGGGAGAUUGCUGCCCAUUCCAAGUUUUCAGAUCCCUGCCCAGGGCGGAUCACCAUCAUGUCUCCACAUCCCUGCCUAGAGAAGGUCGCCACCUGUUCUGAGCCAACAGAUUCCUGCCCAGAAGGGAACACUGCUGCAUCUCCAGAUCCCUGCCCUGUGUUGGAUAUCACUACGUACCCAGAUCCCUUCCCAGGGAGGUCACCAUCCAUUCCAAGCUUCCAGGUC